UGUGUGGACGAGCCUCGAGCGAAAUAGGAAAGCAAAAGAUGAGCAGCAGGGGGGAGAUAGAGAGGGGAAGAGGGUUCUAGAAGCUUCUAGAAGGCCAUGGCUUCUCUUCUCAGCUCUCAAACACCUGUUGCCUUCUCCGGCCUCAGCAAGAGAGAACAUGUUUUUCCAAGUGACAGAGCUGUAAAAUGUUCUCUGCAUGAGACCACAACCAGGACUCCAGCUAUUACAAGGCAUCUCCUCCCUUGCCUUGCUGCUUCAGUAAUUUUUGCUGCAUCACCAAACCAGGUUAUUGCCGGAGAAAUUUACAGUCGCCAAAGCUUAUGGCAGAUUGCAUCCGCCACAGAGAAAGGCGCCGUUUUGAAAUUCGACGAUAGCACAUCAGAUGAACGAGGUGGGACAAUGCUGAUGAUGAGAGGCAUGACCGCGAAGAAUUUUGAUCCGGUGAGAUAUUCUGGGAGAUGGUUUGAAGUCGCUUCGCUCAAGCGUGGAUUUGCUGGGCAAGGACAAGAGGACUGCCAUUGUACGCAGGGCAUUUAUACGUUCGAUGCUAACACCCCAUCGAUCCAAGUUGAUACAUUUUGCAUUCACGGUGGCCCUGAUGGUUAUAUCACCGGCAUAAGAGGAAAUGUCCAGUGUCUUUCGGAGGAGGAGAAGAACAAAGCUGAAACUGAUCUUGAGAUGCAAGAGAUGAUCAGAGAGAAAUGUUACCUUCGCUUUCCAACAUUGCCUUUCAUACCCAAGGAGCCCUAUGAUGUGAUUGCCACUGAUUACGACAACUUUGCUCUUGUCUCUGGAGCUAAAGAUCGGAGCUUUGUUCAGAUUUACUCAAGAACACCAGACCCAGGACCAGCCUUCAUCGAAAGAUGCAAGUCAUACUUAGCAAAUUAUGGGUACGACCCGAGCCAGAUCAAAGACACACCACAAGAUUGCGAGGUGAUGUCCAACAGUCAGCUAGCAUUGAUGAUGUCUCGGUCUGGAAUGCAGCAAGCUCUCACAAAUCAGUUCCCUGAUCUUGGGCUCAAAGCUUCGGUGGAGUUCAACCCGUUCAGUAACGUAUUUGACACAUUUAAAAAGCUUAUCCAACUCUACUUCAAGUAGAGCUCAAAGGCGAGGUAAAUCCGUAUAUCGUUGUUUU
Molecule: messenger RNA, 1135 nt
Organism: Asparagus officinalis (garden asparagus)
Lineage: Eukaryota; Viridiplantae; Streptophyta; Magnoliopsida; Asparagales; Asparagaceae
Product: chloroplastic lipocalin
Exons: 5
Coding region: 97-1098 (333 amino acids)
Molecular function (GO): small molecule binding
Source: RefSeq, a predicted model, not a curated record